Molecule: messenger RNA, 2985 nt
Organism: Lodderomyces parapsilosis
Lineage: Eukaryota; Fungi; Ascomycota; Pichiomycetes; Serinales; Debaryomycetaceae
Gene: VPS35
Product: retromer subunit
Exons: 1
Coding region: 1-2985 (994 amino acids)
Biological process (GO): intracellular protein transport; retrograde transport, endosome to Golgi
Cellular component (GO): retromer complex; late endosome; retromer, cargo-selective complex
Source: RefSeq, a predicted model, not a curated record
AUGGUAAUCAGCAAAUCAGAACAAGAAUCGAUCCUUAAUAGAUGCAGCAACAACAUCAAGCAUCAACUGAAGCUAAUGAAGUCCCACCUUGAUGAAUAUAAACUACUUCCAGCAUUGAAGAAUUGCUCAAAUUUCUUGAAUGAGUUACGUGUAAGUCAAUUGACUCCGAAACAGUAUUAUGAGAUAUACAUGAUGGUAUUUGACUCCUUGGAAGUGCUUAGUGGAUACUUGGUUAGUAAUAAUAAACCACAAGGUAAGAAGAAAAAGAGUGAGGACGGCAACACCCAAAACGUCGACAAUGAGGUGAAUAACGAUGAGGUUACCGAUGAUACGGUGUCUUCAUCUAAAACGAAUGCUUUCCUUGCUGAUUUAUAUGAGAUUGUUCAGUAUGCGGGCAACAUUGUACCACGAUUGUACAUGAUGAUAGUUGUCGGUACAACCUAUAUGACAUUGCCAGGAGCGCCAACCAAGGAUUUGAUGAAGGAUAUGAUUGAAAUGUGUCAUGGAGUUCAACAUCCAAUCCGAGGAUUAUUCUUGCGUUAUUACUUAUCUCAACGUACGAAGAAUUCACUACCUUUUAAUACAAGGACUGAUUUCAAAGAAACGGUUGAUUUCUUGAUCACCAAUUUUAUUGAAAUGAAUAAAUUAUGGGUACGAUUACAACAUCAAGGUCAUUCAUCAGAGAGGGAAAUCCGAUACAAUGAACGUAAAGAAUUGAAAAUUCUUGUAGGGUCGAAUUUGGUCCGAUUAAGUCAAAUAAUUGAUGAUUAUGAUUCUCAAGCUGCUGGAGAUGACGACUAUUCAGCCAUUCAGUUUUAUCAAGAUACAGUUUUUCCUACAAUCACUGAACAAAUUAUUCAGUGUCGUGAUCAUUUGGCACAAACUUAUCUUGUUGAUGUAUUGAUUCAAAUUUUUCCUGAUGAAUUUCAUUUCGCAACAUUGGAGAAAUUGUUGAAUCAAGUGUUUGUUAAUUUGCAUCCAUUAUUGAACAAGAGUGAGUUGGUGAAUACAUUGAUUGAGAAAUUCAUCACAUAUAAUAAGUUUGCCAAUGACUCAACAACCGAUGUGGUUAGAGGUGAGGGUCCUAGAGCGGAAGCAGACGGUGGUGGCGGUGCUGUAGUGGGUGACCUGACAGUUGAUGUGAAUUCGUUGUUUAACACGUUUUGGCAAUUUUACCUCAAUUUGAAUGAAUCGGAAUCUGAUUUAUCUUUACAAGAACAUGCCAAAUUACUUGAAUCGUUUAUCAAAUUAUCAUUGACUUUUGAUCCAUCAAGUUUUGAGAAUCUUGACGUCAUUUAUAAAUAUGCGGCUCAGAACUUAAUUGAUGAUGGAAAUGAACAACAACAACAGUUGUUGGUGCAACUACUUGGCGAAUCAAUCAAUCACUUCACUUCCAUUAAGACAUUGUUGACAUUGAGUAAUUAUUUUGCGUUUUUCAGCAAAUUGAAUGCAAAUUUACAAAAACAAAUUGCCAUAAUCAUUAUUGACCAAAUCUUGUCAAUACUGGAGCAACAACAACAACAACAACAGCAGCAGCAUGACGGAGAAGCAACCGGGGAACAGAGAUACUACACCAAUAUUGAUGAAAUUGAUGGUAUUUUCAAGUAUAUGUUAGUUUUGAUCAAACUAACACCGACUAAUCUCGAUACUGCUCAAGAUUUGGGAAUCACCAAGACUGUUAAAAUCAACAGUGGUGAGAAGCUAGUGACGUUGGAGUUUCUUGAAAUACAAGAGAAAUUGAAUAAAUUGUUACUGUUGAUUGAGAACCCUAAUGAUCCUAAACUGGUUAUUGCCAAUUUGUUCUAUUUGCGAAAGAAAUACUUGAAUAAGAAUUUUCAAAGUUUGAUGUUCACUUACCCUGCAUUGAUUGAUCGGAUAUUGUUUAAGUUGAAACUAGUUGGGUAUAUUCACUUACAAAGCCAAAGGCAACGUAAGUUGCAGAAAAAGGAAGCAUCCACAACUACUGAUGAUGAUGAUGAUGAUGAUGAUGAUGAUGAUGGCAGUGAUGAAGCGAAUCGUUAUCUUGUGUCCAAUUUCAAAAACCUCUCAGUGAUUAUUGAAGAGAUGUAUCAAAUUCAUGGUGAAUAUUCAUCCGAAUUGAUAUUGAGGAAAUACCUCGAUGUGGCAAUGGUUUCAGAUCAAUUAAAAUUGAAUUCGAUUACAUUGGAGGUGUUUAACCAAUGCUUUGUCAUAUAUGAAGAACAUUUGAUUGUAUUAUCACAACCGUACAAGUCAAGAAAUGACCCAUCUGCCAUUGGCGGUUUCAGUGGUGGGUUUUCAGUUGCAUUGCAAUCGAUUUUAUCAAUUGCUAAUACAUUGAUUAGAACUAGGUAUCUACCUAGAAGUGAUUAUGAGGAUUUGAUUGUUAAAUUGACAUUGUAUGGAAGUAAAUUGUUAAAGAAACAAGAUGCGUGUCGUGCUAUUUACUCCUGUGCUCAUUUGUUCUGGUGGAGUGAGAAUUUGUUGUCACUGAAUGAAGAAUCACCAACUGUAAUAGAUGAGACUGGAGUGAAGGAUACAGAAGAGAGUGAAGCUGGCAAGGAAAAGAGCAAAGAGAGAGAAGAGAGUAAACAGGAAAACACUGACAGUGGAGCUACGGCAACACCAAAGUUGUAUCGUGAACCAAAACGAGUUUUGGAAUGCAUUCAAAAAUCACUUCGACUUGCUGAUUCAAUAAUAGAUCCAUACAUUAGUCUUCAAUUGUUUAUUGAAAUUCUAAAUCAAGCAUUAACAUUUCACACUUAUGGUAAUGAAUUGAUUAAUAACAAGUUUAUUAGUGGCUUGAUUAACCUUGUGAGGACAAAUAUGGAUAACAUGCGUGAUCAGGAUUUGGUAAAUACUGAAGAGGUUGCAGGAGGAGCUACAAGCGGAACGAGUGCUGCUGCCAAUGGUGAAGAUAAUGAAGAGGAUGUCGAACUGAAGUUGUUUAAACAAAGUCAAGUGUUUUUCAAUCAGACUUUACAACAAAUAAAUCUAUAUGGGUAA